Messenger RNA from Serendipita indica DSM 11827, 4488 nucleotides. Lineage: Eukaryota; Fungi; Basidiomycota; Agaricomycetes; Sebacinales; Serendipitaceae. The record is from the annotation of a GenBank genome assembly.
AUGCACAGGCAGACUGACAUUGAGAACAUUGCACCAGAACGUACUCUUGUCCCCAUCCGUCGCAUGUCCACUCUUAUCCCACUCCGCAAGGCGUCCCGCUCCGCCCACCACCCCCUCGACGGCGUAUUCCCGCGUAUGGAUCCUCUCCAGACAUCCACAAACACCUUUGAGUCUGAAUACACGCCAUAUCUCGACCAACGACGCGUCGAGCGCUCCGAAAAACGCGUCCAACGCGUCGGCACUAAGAGCAGCAUCCCGCGGCCAUCCCACAUGUCGCACAGGACGGCCGAUCAUGGCGAUGAGACUCGCAAGAAAAAGGAGAAAUCAAAGUCAAAGAGCGCGUUUAUGUUCCCUGGAACCCUCAACUACCAGCCCGUCACGACCCAGUUUCCCAUGUCCCCACCGCCCGAGGAAGAGCUUCGGUUGCAACGAGUGACCAGGCCCCCUCACGAUUUCAUGCACAAGCUUGCCGCCAUCGUCCCUAUCGAUACGACCAAACCCAUCUCUCGCGAAAAGGAAAAGGAUAAAAAUCCUAGAAAGAGACAGAGGUCGCAGUCUCGAGUGCGCUCUCGCGCCGCCAGCCCAGAUCCGUCGCCGCGCAAAUUGGUCAAAACACAUGAGGGCGACACGAGCUUUGGGUCCAGCCGGGGUCGUCAGCCUCGGCGUGACUCAUUAUCACAAGAAUCACUGGAUCGGUCACUUUCUCGUGAUCGCUCAGGAGUACAAGAGCACUCGACGACCAAGGUCAAAAAAUCGCGCGAGUCGAAGCAUGCCGACGAGACUCAAAAGGCAGAUAGGAGAAAGUCGAAUCCUGAAGGAAAAUCGCGUCCUCGUUCGCAUUCUCGAUCAAAUCUAAAGUCGAGAGCCAGCGCACCUGGACCGGCUUCCAGUCGCAAGUCUGGCGCCUCUCAGUCGAGUCGAAGAGCGACGUUGAACACGCCUGCGAAUCGAUACGUUCGACCCCCUCCAUUUGAUUCCCUUCCGCCUGUCGCUCCCCCCAGCCCCUCUGAUGACCCCUUAUUGCUCGUGCCUUCGCCACGGCAUCGCUCCAGAAAGUCGCUGGCCAGUCCGAGCAAAGAUCACAGAUCGCCGAACCGACGACAGACAGUUUCGAGAUAUGACUGGACGAUGGAGUCGAGCGACCCCCUCUCACGCAAUGACAUUUCCUUGCACGAGGAAGAGUGGGACAAAAGCAUACUUGGGCUUAGGGCACACACGAAGACUGCGGCUGCUACCGAAAAGCAAAAGAAGGAACGAAAGAGGAAAUCGGCAGUAGAAGUUGUACCACCUUCGCGACAUGUGGAAGAGCCCGUCGCCCCUCUUUACGACGAAGAUUCUCAGAUGCGUGAUGUGUUUUAUGACGAGGUCGCUGCCGUUGAACAAGGAUGGGCCGAACCUGUCGAGGAGCCAUCGUAUCAAGAGCACUCGGCUGAUGUUCCAAGUCACGAAUACGAAUCUCAAGUGCAGCAGUAUCCGGAUGAAGGAGUUCAACGGGACUAUGUCGUCCCAAUGAACUUUGGCUCGAGCGUCUCUCAGCGUAUCGAGUCGCCCAUUGGUCUCACAUCCCCUCCUGCGGUAACGACAGGAACAUCGAAUGGCUCUCCAGACCUUUUACUAUUCGCAUCGCCAACCAAGCGAAAGGGUAUUCCUCCGCCAGUAAAGGCAUCGUCCACGCGCUCCGUCCGUCCACCGAGUCCUUGGCUCCGUCCGUCUGUUGCCCAAGAGGAGUCCUUUGCACAACAAGAGGUUGAAGAGGAGUAUUGGGCGCCACUCCAAGAUAAUGCGUCGGAUAGCGAUGAAGAGCAGCAGGUUAUCGAGGACGUGGAUCAGAGUGCGCCCGAACUCCCGCCUCGAGAAGAAGAGCAGGAGCCCGAAGAACAGGAACCUGUCAGCAUUCAGCAGCAAACUCGCACGACACCGGUACUUGAACCCAUCUUCCCUCGUCGAUCUGUUUCGAAAGAACCUACCCGCCGAUCUGUCUCCCGCGAACCAAGUGUUCAGCCUACCACACUGGUAUUUAGAGCACCUAGUGUACAACCUCCAUCAAAAGCGACCAGCCUUCAACCUACAGCGAUCUCCCGAGCCCCCAGUGUACAACCUACCAGAGCAGUGUCCAGAGAGCCUAGCUUACAGCCAGAAAUUGAACAUACCCAAGAUGUAGUUCCACUGGCUCCUGCCAUACCGACAGUCGUUCUCGCCCCCGCUACGCCUUCGCCCAUCAAGCCUGUCAAUCGUACUUCCAGAGUCGAACAACCGGCGCAAGUGCCAUCUCCUAUUCAGCAAGCUUCGCCAGCCCCUUCCCCCCCCCGUGCACGCGCCACGUCGUCUUCACCUCGCUCACGUACGCAAACAGCCUCACCUGUUCCUUUUACACGCCGCUUCAUGUCUCCAAUUCCACCUACACAGUCCUCUGGUCCGAUCUACAUUACCCAACCUUCUACUUCUGCUCAGCACCGCGGUCAGCCAGAAAUGUCUGCCGCACCUCCUGAGCAAGAACAGAGUGGGUACGAGAGUGACGAUCAUGAGAGUGGUGGAUUCGGCGGUGGCAAGACGCUUUCGCAGCGUUUUGCGGAUCUCGAGGUCAAGCUUGCAAAGGAAGGGCGUUCGUUUAGGUUUUCAGAGAUUGCGGCUAUCCCUUCGUCGGAUCAUAGCAUUCGCUUCGGCCCUAGCGACCUCCCGGAUUCGUCCCCGCAAAAGGCGAGCACGGUUGAUGAGGAAGAGCAAGAAGAGGUGCUGCAAGAGUCGUUGAUUGUCGACGAGGAAGAUACAGAUGCCAUGGACAUUGUUCUCGAGUCCGCGGCUCCAGAGAGGAAGACCCCAGUCCUCCAAGAGGAGUCGGCCUCGUUCAUCUCGCCUAUUCAACGCGCCCCGUCUGUUCACGAGGAAAGCGUGCAGGUCGCUCAAGAGUCGCAUAUCGAACAGGUUGUAGACGCCAGUAUACAAGAUUCUAAGGCUCCGGCAACGGUUGUCGUUCCAUCGCUCGGCUCGGCGUUUCCUUCGCCGCUCAUGGCCCGACAGGAGAUGCUUGUCGACGAAGAGGUUCAGGCAGAGGAAGCACCCGAGGAGAUGGUCGAAGCUGGGCCUUCAUGGGAGGAUGAUACCGAUGCCGAGCCACUCGUCCAGAUUAGGAGCAUGGAUCCUCAUGCUGCUGCGCGUGCUGCUGCUAUUCUCAACUUGCAUCACGAGUAUGUCCAAGGAACACCAAAACGCCGUGCCUCGUCGGUUGCUUGGAGCAACGCUUCUCGUCGUCAUUCGGUCACACCCGCCGUUGGUGCUCAACCUCGAAGUUCGCAGGUGUUUGCUACGCCAAGCCGGAUUGGUGGAGAAGUUAGCCAACUCGUAUCCGUCCCUCAAUUCGACGACAUGACCAGCCUUCGUGGGGUUUCGAUGGCCCCAAGCGCUGUAUCAGAAGUGCAACGUGUGCCCCCUCCGUGGACUCGACAAGAGUGGAAGGCACUCGAGCAGUGCUUUACCGACGUUCGCAACGAGGCUGCCUUGGCUGCUGGAAUGGACGAUGUUGACCCAGAGGAUAUCGAGCUCGACGACGUUGUGGACCGUUUCGUCGACAACUUUGCUCAAGGUAUCAGGCUCAAGGGAGAAUGGAGCUGGGAUAAGAUGCGCCGCCGUGCAUGUGCUCUCAUUUCCCGUCAAAAGGAAGGCAAAGCUCGCGGGCUCGCUCCAAGCUCUCCUGCUCUCUCCAUGAUCACCCCCGUACGCCCAUCAGUUGGCGUUCAACGCGCUGUCAGGAUGCCCUCCGAGGCACCGACAAACUACAGUCAAGACAUGACACCCUCACUGCCCCGACGCAACCGCGAUAUGCCCCCUCCAGCCCACAUUCCCAUCCGAACGGCACACAUUGAUCGCUCAAAGUCUCCAUACCCAUCGCUUCCACCAUCAAAACCGUAUCAGAUUCCGUCUGCAACCCCUCUUGGACCGACUGUUCGCUCUGCUACAGAGCCAACGUCUGCCUCGCGCCGCAUGCUCAAUUGGAUGGGCUCAUUCUUACGCUCGGGUAGCCAAGAGCCCAAGAACAAGCAGAUGAAAAACACUCAAAACGAGUAUGUGCCUUGCUUGCCGCCCAUUUCCGACGCGGAUCGCGAAGCGCUACGACACGUGCCUACGCCACCACCAAAGCGCAAAGAACGCAUCGUGCCGCCCAAGGAGCAAGUGCAGCUACAACACGUCCCGACGCCACAACCAAUUCGCAUCCCGCGCAAACUGAAUCACAAGAGCAGCACGGGCAGCGUCAAAGAUAUGAUCAAGAGCUUUGAAAGUCUGUCCGAGGACGCGUCGCGCUCGAGUAUUAGCAUCCGAUCAACAAUUCCACACAAGAUUUCGAACAUUUCGUUGGCAUCGUCUGCACGCACCGCCGAGUCGUCGACCGAGUGGUCCAAGGAACGCUCCGAGUUGCGCGAAAUGUCAUUUGGCAGUGUGCGCUCAUUGGGAGAAGGAAGAAUCAAAUCUGACACGAGUUGGAUUCGAGAGUAA